AUGAAAGAGGUUUAUUUGGCCGUUUUGCUUGGAGUUUCUUUGAUUCUCUGCUUGAAUUUGAUUGAGGCCUGUGCAGAAAUUAGAGUUAGAAAGGAAAUUAGGGAUCUUUCUCCUGACGAAUUAAGCCGGCUGCAUGCUGCCAUCAAGACAUUAAAUACAAGAACGGCGGGCCAAAUGCGCUCCACAUGGGACUUGGAUUGGUCCAUUGACUCUCAAGCGCCGGAGCAAUCGAUCGUUUUCAGCGAUGCCUAUUUUGGAGGAAAUGGGGAUCCAUCUAACGGGGGAUGUCUUAGUACAGGGCCAUAUGCCAAUUGGAAUGUGUCCAUUCCACAAACCCACUGUCUUGCGCGCUCUUUCAACGGAGGGACCAAGAUUUCCUCAUUUGUUGCCCCCGUUAUUUUGGCAUUGAUUAUUUCGCAAUCAAACGAUUUCGAUGCAUUCAGACAGGCCAUUGAAUCCACUCCACAUGCAGCUCCGCAUAUAAACAUCGGCGGUGAUAUGCGGACAAUGUAUUCGCCAAACGACCCUCUUUUCUAUCUGCAUCAUGCUUAUGUGGACAAAGUCUGGUAUUCGUUUCAAUUGAAAAACAACAAGUCGUUCUUCUAUGCUUUCGAUUCGGAAACGAACCCAAACAUCAACCGAAAUUAUAUACUGGCCCCAUUUAACACGCCGGUUUCUUCCGUUUUGGAUCCUCUUCAGCUUUGCUAUAGAUAUCAAGAACCCUCGGCCCGAUCCGGGCCGGCUUCUCGCCCAUUCGCGGCGACGACUUCUUUUGGGCCCGAUUUGAAUUCUCAAAAUGGCAGCGUUGCGUCUGAUGUCAACGCGCCUAGUUCGAGGACCGUAAUUACUUCAGAGAGAAAUGAAGUUUCAAAAUUCAACUUUUCAGCAACUUUUCUGCUUGGGUCAAAUGGGACUCUUAUUUCGAGCGCCGUAUUUUCGGCAAACAAGUCAGCCGUGGCUUUGGCAUACUCGAUCCUCGACGCAAUAGUUGGAUCGCCCCAGUCUGCCCUUCAAGUCAGGGAUGCCAAUUUUUUUGAAAAGAUGUUCUCCUUUGACAAGGCGCUUAUUGAGGGUAGAAACCCAGACUCCCUCGAUAGGCAGGAUGUUACAAAGCUUCGCCUGCCACAGGAGAUAGAUGACGAAUACAUCCAUCACAUGGGCAUGGAUUUCAAUGCUGUAAGAAACAUCGAGUCCGCCCUGAGCACCCUGUAUGAUCUCAGCAACAACAGCUAA
Messenger RNA from Mitosporidium daphniae, 1233 nucleotides. RefSeq lists its product as uncharacterized. The coding region runs from base 1 to 1233 and encodes 410 amino acids. The record is from RefSeq and is a predicted model, not a curated record. Lineage: Eukaryota; Fungi; Microsporidia. The transcript has 2 exons. Gene Ontology annotation, molecular function: oxidoreductase activity.